Molecule: messenger RNA, 1692 nt
Organism: Capronia epimyces CBS 606.96
Lineage: Eukaryota; Fungi; Ascomycota; Eurotiomycetes; Chaetothyriales; Herpotrichiellaceae
Exons: 1
Coding region: 1-1692 (563 amino acids)
Cellular component (GO): Set1C/COMPASS complex
Molecular function (GO): transcription cis-regulatory region binding
Source: RefSeq, a predicted model, not a curated record
AUGGACGAGUCAUCUGGCCGUGGCCACCGGGAGAAAAAACCUAGCGAAAAGGUCAAAGAGCAGGUGUCGGCCAAGGUAGACGGGUUCGAGGACGAGAAGACGGUUAUUCUCCCAACCUACAUCGCGCCCAACGACCCGAAAUUCCUCCAAGAUCAGAAGGAGGUCCCGAAAAUCUACGAUCACACGAAGAUAGCACCUAAUGGCGACAAGAUCGAGUUCUAUUCACUAGGGACACAGUAUGCACCUCCCGCUCAGUUCAAUGGGACGUUAACUAAUCCGAUCAGUGUGGAAAGUAAAGAAAAACGAUACUAUGUUCGUGCAAAAAGAGAUCCCGACACUUUCUACUUCCAUGCAGAUGAAGCGCCUCCUCGAUAUGCCCGUCUCAGUGACGAGAACCAUCCCCAAUGUGGAGUUGAGGGGCUCAAGAAUACCUUCACCAAGGACAUGUUAGGAAAGAGUGGAGAGUUCGGCAGCUAUACUACAAGAGCAAACGUCUUUGCAAGAGAAGGGAAAUUCUUCUUCGAGGCAAAGGUCAUCAGUCUAGCACCUCCGGGCAGAGAGGCCCCAACACGUGCUCUUGCGGAUACUCAGAACCCUGACCGAACAGCCACAAACCGGGGCGGACUUCGGGUUGGAUUCUGCAGGCGGGAACACCACUGGAGCGAAAUCCUAGGAGGAAACGCAUACAGCUACGCCGCCGUCCUCAGGAGCGGCAGAUCGAAGGAGUAUGGGAGUGUCCGAUUCAACACCCUGAUGUACCACAUGCAGGGCGAGGGCGCCCUCGAUCCUGAAGACCUUUCACCGGGAGAUGUCGUUGGGCUCAUGAUCACUCUUCCGUCGCUGGAGGUGCACAAGAAAGUCGUCGAGGGCACAUUCAACCCAGCGGAAUACCCGGAUCUCAAAUGCGGUCCUGCUGUCAUUAAAAAGAAGUCAGGAGCUGGUAAGAAAGCCGCUAAGAACGGGACCAGAGCCAAAGAUGGCGAGCCUGGAAAGAGCAAGGAAGAGACGAGCAAGAAGUCAAACACUCGCAGUGCAAUACGGAGCGCAUUGCAUCCUCUUACAGGCUGCGCCCUACCAUCGGAUCAUGACAUUAUUCGAGAUCGCAACCCAUUCCUGCACAAAGGCAUGACUUACUUCGAAAGCCCCGAAUACACUCCGAACCACGAUCUCAGUCGGCCGACGCUGAAUUCAAAGAACAAAUCAGUCAAUCCGGAGACGGGUAAGAAAUAUGAUCUUCUCACUGAUCCUCACCCCAACCACGACCUACCGCACCUCCGUACGCUACCUGGAAGCAAGAUCGAACUUUGGGUGAAUGGGAAAUAUCACGGAGUUAUUUGGGAACACCUCUUUGCAUUUCUGCCGCCUGCGUCCUACAUCGAAAAGGGCAGCCGCGCUGUGACCGGUCACGGCGACGUGGAUGAUGGUCUGUUGGGGUACUACCCGGCAAUUAGUCACUACACGGGCGGCGCAAUCGAGUGCAAAUUUGAUGAGCCAUGGUGGUACGGAUACGGCCAGGACGGCCCUCAACAUCCGGAUGCUCGCCCUAUUGGCAUCCGGUAUCAAGAGCAGAUUGUCGAAGACAUGGUUAAUGACCUGGUGGACGAGAUCUACCAAGAAAAGUUGUAUAAUGACCCGGAAUGGAUGAAGAAGCGAGUAUUGAAUGCUGCCCCGGUCAAUGUACAGCACAACUGA